Cicer arietinum (chickpea) is the source of this 863-nucleotide messenger RNA. RefSeq lists its product as uncharacterized. NCBI's taxonomy places the organism in Eukaryota, Viridiplantae, Streptophyta, Magnoliopsida, Fabales, Fabaceae. The record is from RefSeq and is a predicted model, not a curated record.
AGUGAAUAGUUGAAUUGGAAAGGUAAAGUUUGAUUUGAGGUUUGUUUGAAGAAGCAAAUAAAAGGAAAGAGGAAGAAGAUGGAAGUAGAGGAUUUGGAUUAUGUGGUGGUGCCUGUUGGAAUGCUGGUGCUGCUAAUAUAUCACGUUUGGCUUCUUUACACUAUAAUCCGCUACCCAUCUCGCACUGUUAUUGGUUUGAAUGCUCAAUCUCGUUACCAAUGGAUUCUUUUCAUGAUGUCUGACCCUUUGAAACAUGGGAUAUUGGCAGUUCAAACAAUCCGCAACAAUAUAAUGGCAUCUACACUUCUAGCUACAACAGCAAUCACACUAAGUUCACUUAUUGGCGUUUUUGCAAGCAAUGAUGCAGAAACCAAAUUAGUUUUUGGCAAUAAAACCUCAUUAAACUAUUCAAUAAAAAGACUUUCUAUCUCAUUAUGUUUCCUUGUUGCAUUUCUAUGUAAUAUGCAAUCUAUAAGAUACUACGCACAAGUGAGUUUCUUAAUCACUACACCUGCAUUCAAAGGCAAAAAAGAUUUUAUUGAUUAUGUUGCAAAAACAUUGAACCGUGGAAGUUAUUCUUGGUCUCUUGGUUUGAGGGCUUUCUACUUGUCAAUUCCUCUUGUCCUUUGGAUUUAUGGACCUAUACCUAUGUUUGCUUGUUCUUGUUUCACAUCAUUUCUUUUGUAUUUCUUGGAUACAACCACUCAAAUCACAAGGGAACUUCACACUAAGUCAUUCAUGGAGAUAGAAAUUGAGGAUGUGGAUGUAACAUCAUAGGUUCAUAUAUGUAACUGUUAUUGAACUUGAUAAACUAUGAUAAAGUAAUUUUUCUAUCAGUUCAGCUGUAGAUUACUUGUAUAUAA